AUGAGGGGGCUGUACCCCAGGGUGCUGCUGCUACCCCUGCUGCUGCUGCUGCUGGGCGCGGUGAGAGCGGAGGAACAAAGCCGCGAGUCUCAGGGAAGGCACGGGGGGACACCCAAGCGGGAGACGGAGUGCCAGGAGGAGGAGGAGGAGCGCCAGGAGGAGGAGGCGGGCGUCGGCGCCGCGGGGGCGGAAGAGGGCGCGGCGCACGGAGGCGAGGGCGGCGUGCUCGCGUUCCGCCGGCUGCGAAGCGGCAGGCGGCGCCGGCAGAAGCGCGGCUGGCUCAUCCCGGCGAUCAACGUCCCCGAGAACGACCGCGGCCCUUCCCCAAGGGGCUGUGUGAGGAUCAAAUCGAACACGCGCGGGAAAAUCCGCUACAGCAUCGUGGGGCCCGGCGCCGACCAGAACCCCACGGGGGUGUUCGUCGUAAACUCCGUGACCGGACGCCUCUCGGUCACCAAGACCCUGGACCGUGAGCUAAUCGCAGAGUAUCUGCUCAAGGGCCACGCGGUGGACAUGAAGGGGCAGCCGGUGGAGAACCCCAUGAAGCUCGUCAUCAACGUCAUCGACAUGAACGACAACCGGCCCGAGUUUGCCACGCCCGUUUUCCAGGGCUCCGUGGCUGAGGGAUCCCCAAGAGGCACGGCGGUGAUGAGGGUCGAGGCGAGCGACAAGGACGACGCCUUAUCGGCCAACGGCAUGAUCCGCUACAAGAUCAUGUCGCAGGCCCCCAAGGUGCCCUUGGAGCGCACGUUCACCGUCGACAACGCCACGGGCGUCAUCAGCACCAUCGCCGCUGGGCUGGACCGCGAGAGGACGCCGCAGUACGUGCUGGUGGUGCAGGCCUUGGACAUGGAGGGCGACCCGGACAUCGGCCUCGCAAACACGGCCACCGCCAUCGUCACCAUCACCGACAAAAACGACAAUGCCCCCGAGUUUACGGGCAUAACCUUCAGCGGUACGGCGCGCGAGAACGCGGUGAACGUGACGGUGACGACGCUGACGGCGACGGACGUGGACGAGCCCGGCACGCCGGCGUGGCGCACUCGCUACGUCGUCCGCGGCGGGGACCCCGGCAAGAACUUCGCCGUGGAGACCGACCCCCGCACCAACGACGGCAGGCUCUACGUCUUCACGCCCUUGGACUUUGAGAGCUCGUCCAAGUACAACCUCGUCGUCGCCGUGGAGAACGAGGCGUCGCUCAAGAGCGCCGAGUUCGGACCGGCGAGCACCGCGACCGUCACCGUGACGGUGGAAGACGAGAACGAGGGGCCGACGUUCGAGCCGCUGCGGCGGGAGGUGAAGCUCCCCGAGGGCCUCCCCAUGGGCCACCACGUGACCACCGUGGUGGCCCGUGACCCCGACACCGCGCAGGGGCAGGCCGUGCGCUACAAGAAGCUUUGGGUGCCGGGCGACUGGCUGGACAUCGACCCCGUGAGCGGCAAGGUGACCACGGCCGUGGUGCUGGACCGCGAGGCGGCCCUGGUGCAGGCCAACACCUACACGGCCACCUUCCUGGCCACGGAUGACGGCGACCCCGUGGCGAGCGGCACGGGGACGCUGGCGCUGCUGCUGUCGGACGUCAAUGACAACGCCCCCGUCGCCCGGCCCGACGAGGCUGCGGCGUGCGGCGCGCCGGGCGGCGCCGUCGACGUCACCGCCAGCGGCGGCUCGCAGCUGCGCAUGAAGACGGCGCUGCCCGAGGGCCUCUACUUGGUGCCGCUGCUCGUCACGGACUCGGGCAACCCCGCGAUGAGCGCCGUGUCGGAGCUCCAGGUGAAGGUGUGCGCCUGCGACCGGCGUGGCGACUGCCCUCGGCCGCGAUGCCGCCGACGCCGCCGGCGCCGAGGCCGCCCUCCUCUGCCUGCUGCUGCUGCUGCUGCUUCUCGUCCUGGCGCCGCUCUUCGUCGCUCGCAAGAGGCGCCGCGACGAGAAACCGCUCUGCGACCCCGAGGACGAGGAGGAGGCGGCGACGUCUUCACGUACGACGACGACGAGGGCGGGGGAGAGGAGGACCGGGACUACGACCCGGCGCUGCUGCUGGUUCGGCUCCCGAGCGAGCUGCCGCCGCCGCGCCGCGAGGGCCCCGGCGUGCGCCACCUGGACGACCGGCCGUCGCUGGCCGAGCCGCGCUACCCGCACCCCAGCGACAUCGGCGACUUCAUCAGCGAGGGCCUGCGCACGGCCGACGACGACACGACAACACCGCCCUACGACUCGCUGCACGUGUUCCACCACGAGGGGGACGGCUCCCUGGCCGGCUCGCUCAGCUCGCUCAGCUCGCUCGGCUCUUCGAGCGCGGGGGGGGGCGGCGACGACGACGACCACCACGACGACUACGACUACUACGAGCGUCUCAACUCGUGGGGGCCGCGCUUCCGUAAGCUCGCCGACAUGUACGGCGGCGGCUGUGACGACUGAGA
Molecule: messenger RNA, 2420 nt
Organism: Petromyzon marinus (sea lamprey)
Lineage: Eukaryota; Metazoa; Chordata; Hyperoartia; Petromyzontiformes; Petromyzontidae
Source: RefSeq, a predicted model, not a curated record